Phoenix dactylifera (date palm) is the source of this 6241-nucleotide messenger RNA. Its product is annotated as Protein kinase superfamily protein. Gene Ontology annotation, molecular function: ATP binding; protein serine/threonine kinase activity. Gene Ontology annotation, biological process: recognition of pollen; protein phosphorylation. The record is from RefSeq and is a predicted model, not a curated record. NCBI's taxonomy places the organism in Eukaryota, Viridiplantae, Streptophyta, Magnoliopsida, Arecales, Arecaceae.
AGUAUAAUGAUUCAUGAAUCUUAUAUUCAUACUUUGAUAGGUAAAUAGCAGUGGUUUUUCUUUUUUCCCCAGGUAGAGACAUCUAAUUAGUUCUCACGUCUUAUUGUUAUCCCUAGGGAAUAUGUGGACUCCCUGUAGUUUAUUGAUGGAAGAAUCCUUUAAUGUGAAUUAGAACGAAGUUUGUCUGAAAUAAACCAAUUUGUCUAAAUGUUUGUUUCUUAUAAAAUUUGAUUUUAUUCCUGGAUUGGAACUAGUUUGAAUUGAUAGUCAAUAAACUUGUUGCCAUCUAAUGGCUUCUAAGCUCAUGCGAACUGAAUUAGAACAAAUUUUGUCUGAAGCAAACAAAUUUGUGUAAAUAUUUAUUUCAUGUAGACUUUGAUUUUAUUCCUGAAUUAGAAUUAAUUUGAAUUUGAUAGUCAAUAAACUUGUUGCCAUCUAAUGGCUUCUAAGUUCAUGUGAACUGUUCUGCGGUCCUUUAACUUGUGAACCAUCCAGACAGGUCCGCAUUGUCUUGCUUCGUUAACCUAAAAAACAUUAAAAUUUACAUAUCCAUGACUGUAACUGAUCCUGUUGCUAUCUUAUAUAACCAAAUUAAGAACUAGCAUUGGACCUAGAUGUUUAUUGGUGAUGUGGCUUGUUUGUAAGACAUGAGUCGUUACAAGACAAGGACUGGAUUUUUCUUCCCCAGACACUAAGACAAUUUGUCUAACAUGUUGGCACACCUGUUUGGUUGCUUGCAAUCUGAGAAAUAUGAUCCAUAAACUUUAAUAAAUAUAUAUAAUGAAGAUAAUGUGAAUUAUGAAAAUGCUAAAGUACCAGAGAUCUUUCGCACAAAAAAAGUUACAUAGAUGAUGCAUGUCAUUCUUAUUGGUCCUCUCCCUGACAGCUUGUGCCAUAUUGGGUUGUGGCUUACAGUAGAGUUUGCACGGCAAGGCUUAAUUUCUUUGUGAGAUUUCCUUGAUGCUGUAGCACCGCUCUAAGAAUUAAGCAGAGUGUAAAUUAGAGUUAGAGAAAGGUUGCAUAUUCUCCAUGUAUUUGUGUGAUCCGAGUCUGCAAUAUGCUUUUAUUUAAUAAUGUUUUGUUUCUUUCUAAUUGCCCCCAUAGAGGAUUUUUAGGUCCUGAUCAUUUUGUACUUCAAUUUUUAUCAUGACAUUUUUAGAUUAAGUAGUCAAACAUCUGAAAUUAACUCCAAAGUAGAGGAUGAUUUGUGGCCUCUGCAGCAUUGACAAGAGCGUAUCACGUUCUCAGCCAAUGUGUAUUUGGCACUGUAAAAGAUACAGAAACCAGCUGAUGUUCAUUUAGAAGACCUGAUUACAACUAUCAGAAUAAGACAAAUCAAAUAUAGGAGGACAAGUUACCCUGGAUCUGGAAAGGAGCUUUAGUUCAAUAGCUUGAAUGGAUUAUGGCAGAUUUUGAUAAGUUCUUCCUGGCAUAUCGGUAGGUUGAAGUACCAUUAAAUUCUUUUACUAGCACCAAACCAACCCCUCAACCCAACUUACUAAUCUCCCACAUCUUCCCUUUCCUGACGUGAUUUAGGGGUAUGAUGAGGAUUUCUUUAUGCAUAUUAUUCAUGACUCCAUGAUCAGGCAGCCCAUGCAUGUUGGAAAAAAAUUCAAUUGUCGGCGUAAUCAUCCAAUAUAUCUUGUGUGGCACACUGUGAAAUGAUUUUUGGAAUAACCGUAAAUCGGUGAAUAGUCCUAUGUAGUAUGUGAGAAUGUAUAUUUCAUUUCUUAGAUUUUUUAGUAUAAGGUUCAUGGCUGUAUUGAUUUUGUUUCUUGACUGUUCUACCGAUUUGUUUCUGAUAUCUUUUUCAAUCUCAAUACCUUGUGUAUGUUGAAGACUGCUUAGCUAUGGUGGAAUCCCUUCAUAAGUCAAUGGAAGGAUGCCAGCAUCUGUGAUGUUUUAAUUUUUGAUAAUGCCCUCUAGAUUAAUAGGGACCUUGUCUGUCUCUAUAAUCUCCAAAUGAGACAAUGAGAGUGUGAUGUUUUUCCACAUUGUUUUGUUGAUCAUCUCUCUAAAAGUGAUGCAGAAUCAUCUAUCUAAGCUGACCUUUCAUGGUGCUUAAUCUGCAUUUCUUCCCACCUCAUUGUGAAGCUGAUGUUUUUGUGAAUUGUUGCUAAAAUUGUUGGUGCAGCUGCAACUACAUUAGAAAUUUGUGAUUGUUCAAUAUUCAUGGUCCGAAAAGGAUUUGAUGGAUCUUCAUUUUUUUUUUCCAUUUUCUGUUUCUAUGCCCAUCUACAUGCACAAUUGGCAAUGUAUUGGAAUGACGCCACUUCAUGUAGGCCUUUGAUUGGAAAAAUGUAGAAAUAGACAUUACAGAGAAGACGGUAUAACUUGAGAUACCCAGCUUGAGCAUUCAGGAAUUUGCUUUGAUAAUUCCCAUCUAUUAUCUUAGUAAAUGAUGCAACAAGCCAUGGCUCGGCUAUUCUUAAUGUAAAGCCACAUAACAUAUUUGUUACUACAUAAUCUUCUUAAUCUCAUAUUCAGUGUUUCCAAUUUUUUUUGAGUAUCAUAACCACCAAAUAUGUUUACUUACAAAUAAAAUUCUGAAGCCGAAAAGGAGCUAAAAUGAUUGUACGAUCAAGCUGUGCGCCUGCUAAGGCUGAUGACUUUACAUCAAUACUAAUUUUAGGUUUUCCUCAUGUCUCUCUCCAUAGGCCAUGUCAAAUCUGUAUCCAUCUUUAUCCAGGUAUUAGAUUUGGAUGUCAUAUAGUUGACAUUAACAAACUAUUGCCUCCAGAGUCGCCAGGUAAGUAUUGUUUGGAAUUUCAGGUUAAUUUAAGCACCCAGAUACCCUUUUUUUCCCUUGAGAAAAGCACCCAUAUAAUUCGAAAAAGCUUUUCCUAUAAAAAAUUUCCCUCUCUAUGUCCUGAUGAACACUGAAGGCAGAAAGGAAAGAGAAAAAUAACUAAAUUCUAGAAUAUAAGCGUUUGCUCGUUGACAACUCAAACAAGGAAGAGGCGAAGCUCAAGGGGAGAGACAAUUUUUUUAUUUGUGCAAGUUUAAAGAGAAGCUUCAUGAGCAGUCUCUCCCCUUUUUUUUAACAGGAAGGGAGGAAAGCCCAAGCUGAUGUAAAUUAUCUGGUCGAGAUAUCUGGGGACGUAGCACCUAAGACUCAAACCCAUGACCUCAAAUGUCACCACUUUUAAUGAUCCCUUGCCGACCAUUGGAGAUUUUUUCAAACAUUUGAACUUUGAGCCCCGGUUGCUCAACUACCAAAUUACACCUGUGAGGCCACCCUCCUCAUUCCCUUUCUCUUCCUCCGAUCAUCAUGUGCAUUUUUUUCUCACAACAUAAAGUCCUCAUAGAUAGCAUGCACUCACAAACACCUGCUUAUGAUCCGAGCUCUUUGAGAUCCAUUCAUCAGCCAACUUCAGUCCAUGGCUUCUCAUAGUCUCGCCAUACUCUUUCUAAUGCUUACUCAGCUCGCUCACUGCUUGAUAGGCAGCAUACCGCUCAAUUCGGAACUGUCAGCACGAGAAAACCAAUCUUGGGUCUCUGAGAAUGGAACUUUUGCAUUUGGAUUCACCUCCACAGGUGCUGGCGAUCUGUUGCUAUUAGCUAUAUGGUAUGCCAAGCUUCCAGGUGAUCCAACCAUAGUGUGGUCUCCUAACAGAGAUUUUCCAGUUGGGAGAGAAGCCGUGGCGAAGCUGGACGACAUCGGAAACCUUGUACUAGUUGAUGGAAACAGCACUACAGUGUGGAUAUCCAAUACCUCCAACCUAGGUGUCGAGUAUGGCGUGAUGUCGGACUCUGGGAGCUUCAUUCUAUACAACGGAAGCAGCAGCAAUCGCCAAGUCGCAUGGCAGAGCUUCUGGCACCCAUCAGACACCCUCCUACCAGGCCAGCAUCUCCCAGUCUCCCUCGAGCUAACAUCACCCAAGUCUUCUCUUGGUCUUUACUCUCUCAAAAUGCUUCAGCAGCGCACCUCCCUUAGCCUUGCCUUAACCUACAUAUCUCCAGAGCCCUACCUCCCUUCAUUGGGUUCUUAUGCCAACUACUCUUACUGGUCUAGCCCAGAAAUUUCGAAUGCUACAGGCGCCGUCAUAGCAGAACUGGAUGAGUCGGGCAGUUUUGGUAUCAGGUAUGGGACAUCUUCAACUGGUGUAAUGUAUGUCCACAAGAAUGAUUCUGCAGGGAAUCAGCCGAUUCUUCGAAGGAUUACAAUCGGCACAGAUGGAAAUCUGCGACUCUAUCGAUGGGAUAACCAGUGGGUGGCUGAGUGGUCUGCAGUGUCUAAUCCAUGCUUGGCUGCUGGAAUUUGUGGCAGUGGGGUCUGUAAUUUGGAUAGCAGCAAGAGCAAUGCUAGCUGUACGUGCUUGCCGGGAACUUCUCCGGUAGGCUCAGGUAGCAAAGGGUGCUUAUCAAGCUCGAUACCAUCACCGCAAGGGAACUGCAGCGGGACUCGAAGCAUGCCGGUCAGGAUGGAGACUUUGCCACAGACCAACUACUACUUCUCAGGAGCUUCUACAAUUUCAAAUUACAGCAGCGUGUCAAGAGGCUCGGAGUGUGCUGAAUUGUGCCUUGCAGACUGCAAUUGUGUGGCAUCAGUUUAUGGGCUAUUGGACGGAGAGACAUAUUGCUGGACUCUGAGGAGAAUGGUAUUUGGAGGACAGCAGGAUCCGAGUUCAACCCUCUAUAUGAAGCUUGGGAUUAAUAGCUCUGGGACACAGGAACAAGGACCGCCAGGAAAAGGGUCUGGUGGGGCAAGAUCGGAUUCGCUGAAGGGUAGCCAACAACAUGAACGGGUGCUUCUUCCCUUGCUUCUCUGCAUCUCUGUUCUGGUUGUUCUCCUGAGCUUGCUGUUAUGUUACAGCAUCCGAAGGAGAAGAAUGCAACGGCAGCAGGGAAUGAUCGGUGGUUCCUUGAGCCUGCCAGGAGGUCCGGUACAUUUCAGUUUCCAUGAUCUCCAGACGGCGACGUCCAAUUUCUCUCGAUUGCUAGGAACUGGAGGGUUUGGCAGUGUGUUCAAGGGAGCCCUCAGAGAUGGAACUUCAGUUGCAGUGAAGAAACUGGACAAGAUGUUGCCUCAUGGGGAAAGGGAGUUUAUUACAGAAGUAACUACUAUUGGUUCCAUGCAUCACAUGAAUUUGGUUAGCCUUUGUGGGUUUUGCUCUGAGCGAUCGCAUAGGCUCCUGGUAUACGAAUAUAUGAGCAACGGAUCAUUAGACAAAUGGAUAUUUCCUUCAUAUAAUGGGCAAGAGAGAUUACUGGACUGGCAAACUCGCUUCAGCAUAGCCACUGCCAUUGCUCAAGGGAUUGCAUACUUCCACGAACAAUGCAGGAAUAGGAUCAUCCAUUGUGAUAUCAAGCCAGAAAACAUUCUAUUAGACGAGAAAUUCUGUCCCAAAGUAUCAGACUUCGGACUAGCAAAACUAAUGAGCAGAGAACACUCUCAUGUGAUCACCAUGGUUAGAGGCACAAGAGGCUACUUGGCUCCAGAGUGGAUAAGCAACCGGCCCAUCACCGUUAAAGCCGAUGUUUACAGCUAUGGCAUGCUACUUUUGGAGAUUGCUGGAGGUCGGAGGAAUCUCGACAUGUCAUUGGAUGAAGAAGAAUUCUUCUACCCUGGUUGGGCUUUCAAGGAAAUGAUGAAUGGGACACCAUUAAAAGCUUCCGAUAAAAGACUGAGGGGGAUUGUGGAAGAAGCAGAGUUUCUCAGGGUUCUGCAAGUUGCCUUUUGGUGCAUUCAGGAAGACGCAUGGAUGAGGCCUUCAAUGGGAGAAGUGGUUAAAAUGUUGGAAGGAUCGGUUGAGAUCAAUGUGCCACCCAUGCCUCAAACAGUACUAGAGCUGGUUGAGGAAGGGUUGCAUGGUGUCUACAAGGCCAUGAAAGGGGAUCAUUUUAGUCAGCCAACAACUUCUUCCGCGAUCACCUGCCACCGAUCAUCAAAGGCAACCUAUAGUUACUCCACCAUGUCACCUAGAUAGGAAUGGCUCCAGUGAACUGUACCAUGAAUUAAAUAAAAGCUUAUUUGUCAUAGACAAGCAUAUCAGCAAUAAAGAUCAUGAGAUCAAACCAACUCGCAGCCUGAUUUCUGAAAGUUGGUAUAAGGAGGUCUAAGUCCGAGAUUCUGUCAUAAUUUUUUUUAAACUUAGCUAGAGCCCCUUUUUUUAUGAAGAACCAAGGGAAGAUGCGCACGGUUUCAGGGUCUGUUUUAGUUUCCAUUCACAGAAUUUUUACUUGGUUAGGACUCUAAAUUUUAGGAGAAGAAAGGUCUAUUUGAAGGAGGUAACGUCGU